This is a messenger RNA of Orbicella faveolata, 3830 nucleotides long. RefSeq names its product DNA-binding protein RFX2-like. The record is from RefSeq and is a predicted model, not a curated record. NCBI's taxonomy places the organism in Eukaryota, Metazoa, Cnidaria, Anthozoa, Scleractinia, Merulinidae. Gene Ontology annotation, biological process: regulation of transcription by RNA polymerase II. Gene Ontology annotation, molecular function: DNA-binding transcription factor activity, RNA polymerase II-specific; RNA polymerase II cis-regulatory region sequence-specific DNA binding.
UAGAGCUAGAUGUAGAGAUUGCCGAGUUUUGUUGAGAAUUCGUAGCUAUUUUCCCACAUUGUUACCCGCCUUCGAUUUUGUUGGUUUCGCCCGCGUUUUUCGCGUGCUCUGCCAGAGAUUUCUUUGUCAUGGCGAUGGCCAGAAAUCACGUUUUAUUUGAGCCUCUUCUUGUAGAUUAUAGCUUUAGAACAGACUGGUGUUAUUUGGAAAUAGUUUCUGAGUUGUGUUGUGAUAAAUGCUGCCUUUGCGAUGGAUUUUACCUCGCGUUAGUUCGCUGUUGCAUCGCCGUAUGGCGACUGCACAACAACCUCAGCAAAACUUCGUCACAUCAAACUUUGAUUCCGGCGAAGUGAAAUCCCAAGCGGUGUCAAGCAAUGUGGUUUCAACCCCGCAAGAUUUUACACAACAGGUCGCGAGUGUUACUGCCGCCGCCAUUUCACAUGUAGUUACCUCGCAAAAUGUGGUGCCUACGCCUCAACACACUUCUUUACCAGCAAAUACUGUCACUUUAACAGUCCAGCCUUCCCAGAUACAAACGCCACAAACUACAUUAAUAACAGCCAACGUCAUUUCUGGUGAUGAGUUCCAAGCGAAAGAAGGUUUUCCCACGGCAGAAGUACACUACGUCGAGGCCCCGUCGGAACACGGUCUGUAUCCGAAUGGAAACACGGGCAAUGCUUACCAUUACAGUGAUGGCACGAUGUUUGCACAGCAAGCAGGAGCACCUUAUCUUGAUGCAGGCCAAGCAGCACAAAAUUUUACGGCCGCCACGACACCAGGGGCAGUCACAAGUGGACAGACAUUCUUACAAGUAACUCCUGCUGGGACAACCAUGCAGGCACAGCGACACCCAAUAACGCACACAACCAGGGCGUCUCCUGCAACAGUAAGUUCCCUUCUGAAGGCGUUAACACCUUCAGUAAAAGGUCAACUCAUUUAUCUACAAGAGUGGAUUGAUCAACAUUUAAUUUCCCGAUGCAUCAUGAAUGCUUUUGUUAGAUUUAAACCUUCCAAGCUAGUUAUUGAAAUCGUCACUUUUUUGUUCUUGAUAUCCUUCAGGGGCAAUGCUUACCAUUACAGUGAUGGCACGAUGUUUGCACAGCAAGCAGGAGCACCUUAUCUUGAUGCAGGCCAAGCAGCACAAAAUUUUACGGCCGCCACAACACCAGGGGCAGUCACAAGUGGACAGACAUUCUUACAGGUUACUCCUGCUGGGACAACCAUGCAGGCACAGCGACACCCAAUAACGCACACAACCAGGGCGUCUCCUGCAACAGUACAAUGGUUGGUCGACAACUACGAGACAGCAGAAGGAGUGAGUUUACCACGUAGUACUCUGUACAAUCAUUACCUUCAACACUGCCAGGGAAACAAGCUAGAUGCAGUGAAUGCCGCAAGCUUUGGAAAGCUUAUCAGAUCAGUGUUCAUGGGAUUAAGAACCAGACGAUUAGGCACAAGGGGUAACUCCAAGUAUCAUUAUUAUGGAAUACGCAUUAAGCCAAGCUCACCACUCAAUGCUUUGUCAGAUGAAGCUCAGGUAGCCAUGAGACAGUCACCAUCCACACAGAAAAGACUGAAGCCUGCUGCCAGGUUGGAUUCUACUGACACAGGUGAGGCAGCAUCACACUCCCCGGCAGUGUCAGCUGAUCAGCAAGCACAACAGAGCCAGAUGCAGCAGCACCAGCAAUACCUUGGUGAUGUCACACAGGGUCUGCCAGAGUUUGAGGAACUGGACCUCAAAGAUUGCCCUCUUCCAGAGGGGAUUACUGACCAAGAUCUUGACUCUUUUGUUGACAUGUACCGGGAACACUGUGAGGCUUUCCUUGAUGUUGUAGUCAACUUGCAGUUUACUUUGGUGGAAUCCUUGUGGCAAACAUUUUGGCGACACCCAGCAGAAGAUAAAUCCGGCUCUGGAGCAGAGGAUGAUGAGAAAAAAGAUGGAGGUGAUGAUGGAGAAUAUGAGAGCAGGCUAGCCCAGAGCAAACUGCUACAGCUGUGUGAGUAUGAUCCAGUGAUAACAUUCGUCAAGGCUUGUGAUCACCUCCUAUAUCAGACACUGGUUGAAAUCCUUAUUCCCGAUGUUCUACGACCAAUUCCAGCUUCUCUGACACAAGCUGUACGUAAUUUUGCUAAAGGCCUUGAGGGCUGGCUGGUGAACAGCCUGGAUCAGAUCCCUAAAAAGAUGGCUGAUGUCAAAGUAUCCACUUGUAGUGCAUUUGCACAGACUCUCCGCCGCUACACGUCACUGAACCAUUUGGCUCAAGCUGCACGUGCUGUGCUUCAGAACUCUUCUCAGAUCAGUCAGAUGCUGGCUGACUUGAACAGAGUGGACUUUGCCAAUGUGCAAGAGCAAGCCUCAUGGGUGUGUCAGUGUGACGACAAUAUGGUGUAUCGACUGGAGCAGGAUUUUAAACUCACCCUCCAGCAACAGAAUUCUCUUGAACAAUGGGCAAGCUGGUUGGAAGGUGUAGUUGAUCAAGUUCUUAAGCAGCACGAGGGGACAGAGGAGUUUCCUAAGGCAGCAAGACAGUUCCUCUUAAAGUGGUCAUUUUACAGUUCCAUGAUAAUUCGUGACCUGACCUUGCGAAGUGCGGCCAGCUUUGGCUCAUUCCAUUUGAUCAGGCUACUUUAUGACGAGUACAUGUUUUAUCUGGUUGAACACAAAGUUGCCAAAGCUAUUGGUGCAUCACCCAUGGCUGUUAUGGGAGAGUUUGUUGGCCUUGGGUCAGCAUUGUCCAUGGGCUUGGAUACAGUGGAAAAUAGUCUUCUAACAGAACAGCCCGACUGCACACUAAGCUAUGGUUCCCAGGCCACCAGUUCUAGCAGCUCUUCUAGCAGUUCUCGGCCAUCUGGGACCGGGUCCCUAGAGCCAGAAGCUAAACGGCCUCGUCCAAGCUAAACUGUCAUGUAUUAUAUCCCUGUAAAAUAUGAAAAGAAAUAUUUUAUUCCUAAAAGCUUUUGAUGGCAUAUUAAUAAGUAAAAAAGGUUAUUAAUUAAUAGUAAUAAGAAACAAAUGUUUCAUUACUCGAGCACUUCAGAGCUACAUUAACCAUAAAUUAUGGGAAUUAUUUACCGUAGUUGUAACUUAUAUUGUUACAAAAUAUAUGUUGCUUAUUAGUAGAGUUGAUUGAACGUAGGUUUUGUCUUACACGUUAUUAGUGCAAGACAGUAAAUAGUGCUUCUUAUGAUCAAUUCCACAUCCUUUAUAUAAUUUCAGCACAUAGUUACACUAGUCCAACUUGCAUUCUAAUGAUAAGAAUGCCAAAAUCCAAAAGCAAUGCACACUGUAAGCUUUCUUUUCCCAAAUCCCAAUACUGUUAAAUUUAGCAAAAUCGGUGGUCAAAAAAGAUAAGUUUUAAUGUAGUUUCUUUGGGGUUUUCGAGGAAUUGAAAACUUAACAUGCAAUAAGCAAAAUGAGACAUUUUGACAGUUUUUAAGAGUCUUUAAACUAAGCAACAAUCAGUGUUUGAGAAACAGUAGUUUAAAAUAAUGAUAUGGAUUGAGGUGGUUCCUUUAAAAUCCAAUUUUAUGAUAGUUUUUAACAAUUCAAAAUACUAUUUUUACCAGGACAGUAGUUGCAUAUAAUAAGGAAAAAAUGCAUUGUAUGAAACAGCAUAUUUUAACAACCAUCUAGAGAAAAAGCUUUCUUUGUUGAAAAUAAAAUUCAGUUGUCUGUUUACAGUGAAAAAGCAUUUUAAUAAAUUGAUGUAAAAUCAACAGCUUAAACCUUUGGGGACCUUUCUGAGAUACCCUUUUUAUUACAUUUUUGUUCUUUUCAGAAUCAGCACAGUUUGAAUAUUGUGCCAUGUUUCAUUGCACAUAGCUCUGAG